Colletes gigas is the source of this 1087-nucleotide messenger RNA. Its product is annotated as homologous-pairing protein 2 homolog. Gene Ontology annotation, cellular component: DNA recombinase auxiliary factor complex; condensed nuclear chromosome. Gene Ontology annotation, molecular function: double-stranded DNA binding; recombinase activator activity. Gene Ontology annotation, biological process: meiotic strand invasion involved in reciprocal meiotic recombination; homologous chromosome pairing at meiosis; meiotic joint molecule formation. NCBI's taxonomy places the organism in Eukaryota, Metazoa, Arthropoda, Insecta, Hymenoptera, Colletidae. Bases 326 to 928 code for a protein of 200 amino acids. The transcript has 3 exons. The record is from RefSeq and is a predicted model, not a curated record.
CUGAAUUGAUUACAUGUGAAUUUUGGGCAAACGAUUGUUACCUGUUUAUGGUAUAAUAUAGUUUAUAUUCAUUUUAAAUAAAUUAGUAGCAACGAAGGUACACACAAAUGCAACAAAUUGUACGUUUUGUUGUAAUAAUUAAUAUCGUCUUUUUUUGUACGUGAUAGAAAGUUGUGAGUUUCUAACCUAAGUAGUGAAAUUCUCUUGAACGAAGUAAAUUACAUUUCUAUUAAUGUUUUCAAUGGAAGUGGACGAGUAGUGGGGAACUGUACAUUGAGGUGAAUGUUUGAUACAAAUAAAAAAGCGAAACGAAUUAUAAGUAACAAUGACAGAAACCGUGUAUAAAUAUAUGAAGGUACAGAAUAGACCCUAUAGCGUUAACGAUAUAGUAUCUAGUCUGCAUAACGAGUAUGGUAAAGUAGCUGUACAAAAAUCUAUAGAUAAGCUGGUGUCAGAGGGGAAAAUAUUUGAAAAAGUUUAUGGAAAGCAAAAGGUAUAUUGCGUAGCUCAGGAUCUAAGUCAGGAUGUAGAGGACUUGAUGAGAAUAGAUAAAGAAAUGCAGGCACAUGCUAAUGAAGUUGAGAGCAAAUAUCAGGAAUUGGAGAGAGAGAUUAAAAUAAUGGAAGCUUUAUUGACAUCCAUGAAGUCUAGUAUCACAAUCGAAGAAGCAAAGCAGCAAAAAGCUGUGCUUGACGAGAAUAUUAAUGUAUUAACGGUGAAAUUAGAUUCAUUGAUGGAGGCAAGUGGGACAGAAGAUUUAGGGAAACGCAAAAGGGAGACAGAGGCAGCAUUGAAAGAUUACUCGCGUGAAUAUGUGAAACGAAAACGUUUGUGUACUGACAUUCUAGAUUGUAUCCUGGAAAAUUAUCCUGGUACUAAAACUGAACUAUACGAGGAAAUAGGCAUGGAAUCAAAAGUUGUUAAGUGACACCAGUCGCUGUAUGUGUUUCAUUUCAUGAUAUACAUAUAAGUACUAAUUUAUAUUUUUAUAUUUAAGUUAAGCAACCUUUUAAAUUAAUCAAUUAUUUAUUACUCGAUACUUCAAAAUAUGCUUUUUAUCGGUUAACAAUUUUUUUAGAAUGUAUGU